AUGGAAUGGGAAAGAAUUACGUUACUAAUGAUAGUAUCAGCAGCGGGAUACUUCUCCGUUGGUGGAUUGGCUUUUGCGUAUCUUUAUACACUAAAAAGCCCUAUAACUAGAAUCAUAUCAAUGAGUGUAGACAUAUCAAAAGUACAAGAUGAUGAAGUUGGGGAUGGAACCACCUCUGUUGCUGUUUUGGCUGGUGAACUUUUAAGGGAGGCAGAAAAGCUGGUUGCCACCAAGAUUCAUCCAAUGACAAUAAUAUCAGGUUUCCGAAUGGCAGCAGAGUGUGCUCGGAAUGCUUUGUUAGAGAAGGUUGUGGACAACAAAGCUGAUUCUGGUAUUGUUUCUCCCACUUUUUUGUCUUUCAGGGGAAGCACUAAUUUAGAAUCUAUCCAGAUUAUUAAAAAACCCGGAGGCUCAUUGAAGGAUUUAUUCUUAGAUGAAGGAUUCAUUCUUGACAAGAAAAUCGGUAUUGGACAACCCAAUCGGAUUGAGAAUGCAAAGAUACCGGUGGCCAACACUGCCAUGGAUACAGACAAAGUGAAGAUAUACGGUGCACGUAUUCGUGUUGAUUCAUUCUAUCACACUGAAUUUAUGCCUUUAUGUAGUGCUGGUCAAAUGUUAUAUUUCAGUCAGUGCAUUGUUAGGUGGACACGCUUAGGAGCAUUUUCUUUGUAUGAAUAG
Molecule: messenger RNA, 678 nt
Organism: Vigna angularis (adzuki bean)
Lineage: Eukaryota; Viridiplantae; Streptophyta; Magnoliopsida; Fabales; Fabaceae
Product: T-complex protein 1 subunit beta-like
Exons: 5
Coding region: 1-678 (225 amino acids)
Biological process (GO): protein folding
Cellular component (GO): chaperonin-containing T-complex
Molecular function (GO): ATP binding; ATP hydrolysis activity; ATP-dependent protein folding chaperone
Source: RefSeq, a predicted model, not a curated record